This is a messenger RNA of Rubroshorea leprosula, 1859 nucleotides long. NCBI's taxonomy places the organism in Eukaryota, Viridiplantae, Streptophyta, Magnoliopsida, Malvales, Dipterocarpaceae. The record is from the annotation of a GenBank genome assembly.
UCGCUACCAAAUUCUUGCUAAAUUUUUAUGGUUUUGUGCGGUUAACCUUUGUGCUUCGUUUGAGACUUCAACACCAAUUUCAUAAGACCAAAAUCAGAAAUUGAGGAGAUGUCUUCAGAAGGAACAAUGAGUGUGGUAGGAAAUGAGGUGAUGCCUCUAGAGUAUGGUUGUAUGGACUCAAAGAGUAGUCCGUCUCCGUCUAGUUCGAAAAGGAUAGUGGAGGAGAAAAGAGGGCGAGAGAUAGUGGAAGAGGUGAGGGAGUAUGAGAGUGAAUUGGGUAGCAAGGGUAGCCUUAGGGGCCUUUUAGGUAACUGCAACCUUCCUCACCAUGUGUUAAUUAGGCCUGCUGAGGUGAAUAAGAGAGCGUGCUUAGCACCCCGAGAUCAUUGGAUGCCUAUGGCUGGGGGUAAGAGUGAAAAAGGGUGGUAUUACUUCGGACCUCAGACAUCCAGCAAAGAGAAUAGGAGUUUAUUCACUGUUGGACCGUCAUCCAUUAAAGGAUGGAAAGAGGAGUUCUUCUUUGUGGAUGGCACCGAGUGGAGUAGGAGGGAUGCCGAAGUGGAAUACUUGUUUGCUUGGAAAGCUAAGAAAGCCAAGCAGAAUGAGUACAAGUUAAAUGAGGAUAAGGUGGAAGAGGUAGGGAAGCUAGUGAGGGAGGAAGGGGAGUUAGUGGAUAUCAUGUACCUCACCAGCUUGAAGGCGAUAGAGGCUGCCGAGCUUUAUGGGCCAAGCUCAUUGAGUGAAGCUGAGAUGGAGGGUUUUCUGAAUGCUGCUGGUGGGCUGGCUAUCCCGAAGAAGCCAAGGAAGAAGUCAAAGACUUCAAGUGUGGCAGAUAAGGGGGCAGCAGAGAGAGAACAUCUGUCCAGUACUUCUGCUCGAGCUUUGGAAGUACAACAAAGGCUAGAGCCUAUGAGGAGAAGCAAUGAAAAAGUUGAUCCUGAAGCCAGGGAGAGGGAGGAGGCCGAGGUGCGAGGCCCUGGUAAAGGCAAGGAACUCAUCCCUCUUCCUUCAUUCCAGAAGAGUUUGUUCGAGGCAACGAACAUCACUAGGGCGAAGCGGUUUCUCAACGCAACUCUUUUGGAGGUGGAUAGGAGGCAGGCAAGGGAAGAGGCAGUGAGCCAGUUGGGGGCUCGCGUUGUGAGGCACACCCUGGAGUGUGAGGAGCUACAAAAGGAAAAGGAGGAGCUGCAGAAGAAGAACAAAGAGAUGCAGAGGAAGAUGGAUGAAGUUGUGCCAAUAGUAAUCGAGCUCCAAAAUGACAGAGAUACCUUGAGCACAAGACUUGCCUUCGAAGAACGUAAGAGGAAGAUCUGCGAAGACAAGAUUGAGGCUCAAGACAAGUAUAUUGAGAAGAUGAACCAAGGGAUGGUGGAGCUGAAAAAGAAUGUGGAUCUGCCGCUGCCAACUGCAAUUUUGGCGUUCACCGACUGUAGAAAGAAGGUGAAAGCUCAAUAUCCCGAACUGGACGUAACGACGAUCACCUUUGGCGAUCAAGAACAAGGGGUGGGGAAGGACGGUGAGAGUCUCUCUACUGACUUCCGGCCUGUGAUUAAGCUGAGGUGGGAGCGUGACGCAGAGGGACGCACUAUCUUUCCUCCAACCUUUGAUGCUGAGCUUGUGGUAGUAGAGGAAGAGGAAGAAGUGCAAGAUGCUGGAGUUGAGAACUAGGCAGACCCGACCGAAGUCCAGCCUCCUGAAGUUCAUCCAGUUUUCCUCUGAUGAAGUGCAACCAGCUCCUCCUAAAGCAAAAGUGCCACCUCAGCCACCUCCUCCCGCUGAGGAGCAGCCUCCUUUCUCAACAAAAUAGCUUAGGAUUUUCUAUUUUUUAGUUAUGUUUGUAAUGAACAAUUUUGUAAUUA